Messenger RNA from Solanum stenotomum, 804 nucleotides. Its product is annotated as vacuolar-processing enzyme-like. The transcript has 5 exons. Bases 1 to 804 code for a protein of 267 amino acids. Lineage: Eukaryota; Viridiplantae; Streptophyta; Magnoliopsida; Solanales; Solanaceae. Gene Ontology annotation, biological process: vacuolar protein processing. Gene Ontology annotation, molecular function: cysteine-type endopeptidase activity. The record is from RefSeq and is a predicted model, not a curated record.
AUGGUCGGGGCUGUUCUCUCAAGGACUCUCAAUUCAAAAACAUCAUUCCCUCCAUCUUUCGCUCCAUUCUGGCCUCGGACUCAGCUAUUGAUUUUUGCAUCAACAGCAGCUCCUAAUUAUGGUGUGGAUCAGGAUGAACUAGGAGCCCUACUAGCAGCCUGGGAAGAGGAGGCCGGGACAGUAUCGAUUGAUGUAGAAGAUCGAACAGCUGACAGCGUGCAAGGGCAGUAUAGUAGAGUUGCAAACAGAACUGCAGCCAACAUAACACAUAGUGGCUAUGGCUCUCAUGUCACACAAUACGGUGAUAUAGUGGUGAGUUUUGAUUCUCUUGCCGCGUUUAUGGGUGAGAAUUUCAAAAAUCACAGUCAUGACUCUGUGGAUGCAAAGUCAUUCUCGACAUCAUCAUCAUCAAGGAAUGUGGAUCAGCGCAGUACUGAACUUUUCUAUUUAUUCACCAAACACCAAAAUGCUCCUGAAGGCUCCGAUGAGAAAUAUGAAGCUCGUGUGAAACUAAAUGAAGUUAUGUCACAGAGAAGUGAAGUGGACAACAAUGUAAAAUAUCUAGGGGAACUUCUUUUUGGUGUUGAAAAAGGUAAUGAGGUACUACAUAGCGUUCGAUCUGCUGGACAACCACUUGUUGACAACUGGGAUUGCCUUAAGUCCUAUGUGAAGAUAUUUGAGGUACAUUGUGGAAGAUUAACAACGUAUGGAAGGAAACAUGUACGUGGUAUCGCCAACAUCUGCAAUGCUGGGAUUACGAGUGAGAAAAUGGCUGCUAUGUCUGCACAAGCAUGUUCAAGUUAG